Molecule: messenger RNA, 351 nt
Organism: Neohortaea acidophila
Lineage: Eukaryota; Fungi; Ascomycota; Dothideomycetes; Mycosphaerellales; Teratosphaeriaceae
Product: tubulin binding cofactor A
Exons: 3
Coding region: 1-351 (116 amino acids)
Biological process (GO): post-chaperonin tubulin folding pathway; tubulin complex assembly
Cellular component (GO): microtubule cytoskeleton; cytosol
Molecular function (GO): beta-tubulin binding
Source: RefSeq, a predicted model, not a curated record
AUGCCGCCAUCGCAGUUGGCAAUCGCGACUUCGGUCGUCAACCGUUUGGUGAAGGAGGAGAAGAGCUACCACAAAGAGCACGAGCAGCAGCAAGCCCGCAUUACCAAGAUGGAGCAGAGCAACAGCACCGAGGAGAAUGCGGAGUAUGAGUUGCGACAAGAGCGCAAAGCUCUGGAGGAGACCAACGCCAUGUUCCCCGAGCUGAAGAAGAAGAUUCGCGAUGCGCUUGCACGGCUGGAGCAGCAGUUAGAACAAGACAAAGGCCCAGGAGAUCAAAGCACUCCCGAGGACAUCACCAAGGCGAAAGACGCCGUGGCUUCUGCCUUGACAGCGAUACGGGAGAGCUCAUGA